Messenger RNA from Brassica oleracea var. oleracea, 1121 nucleotides. RefSeq lists its product as uncharacterized. The transcript has a single exon. The record is from RefSeq and is a predicted model, not a curated record. Bases 75 to 842 code for a protein of 255 amino acids. NCBI's taxonomy places the organism in Eukaryota, Viridiplantae, Streptophyta, Magnoliopsida, Brassicales, Brassicaceae.
UAAUAUAAAAAGAAACACCAACUCUCAUCUCUUGUCUCUUCACCUCUUAUCUCUCUCUAGUCUCUACAAGCUCUAUGCCUCAAGUCGAUCUUGAAGCCUUUGUUUGCGCCGGUGGCUCCGACGGGAAGAUCGCCUGCGAGGAGUCUACCUUCGCCGAUGACCCGGAAACUCGACCUUACAACUCCGCCGCGAGUCCGGCUGAUUUUCCGCCCGAAUCUUACUUCUUGUCCAAAGAUGCUCAGCUCGAGUGGCUCACCGACAACGCCUUCUUCGACCGUAGAGAAUCGCAUAGAGGAAACUCAGUGAACAAUAUCAACUCGAACCCUAGCUCUCAACGGUACUCCAAAGCGUCGAUCAUCGGUUUGCCGAAGCCGCAGAACACGUGUUUAAACGAGGCCAAGCAGCGGAGAAACGUCAGCAAAACCGAUAAAAACAAGAACCGUACGGGGUUCUUGAAACGGGUCGGGUCACGAACGAAGACGGAUCUUUCGCUUCUUCGCGAACCUUCUUCUCCUAAAGUCUCGUGCAUGGGUAGAGUGAGAUCCAAAAGAGAACGUAGCCGCCGGAUGCAACGUCAAAAAUCGGUUCGACCGGAGAAGACAAACCGGGUCAAGAAACCCGGGUUCUUGGCGAGUUUCACAGCCAUCUUCCGUACAGGAGGCGGCUGCAAACACGCGCCAUCCCGUGGGACCCACACGCAGCCAAGUAGGGCACGUGGUGACAUCAGGAGCCGGCUUCCACCGGAAAAUGUUGAACCGGGAGCUUCCGGUUUGGGUGGGAUGACCCGGUUCGCUUCCGGAAGAAGAGGGGAUUUGUUAGGUGGGGUUGUUGACGUGUCGUGACAAGUGUAAUGUUAGUGAUUGGUUGGUUUUGGUGGGACCUGUUUUAACUGUUGUUGUGUUUGAAAUAUCGUUGGCGCUGACGCGGCAAAGUGGUGUAACGUUCUUCAGGAACACACGGCAACGCGAUGGCGGUGAUUCUUACCCCACCAACCACACUUUGUAAUGUUUAUGUAGAUUUUUAUUUCACAUUAUAAUCAUUGAUAUUUCUUUUUUUUGUUAUUGUAAAUUGUUAGAGAAAUACAUUUGUAUUUAUUGAUCAGACAAAGCAUACUUCUACCA